This is a messenger RNA of Melanaphis sacchari, 2106 nucleotides long. It is a transcript of the gene Atg7, whose product is annotated as ubiquitin-like modifier-activating enzyme ATG7. The transcript has 15 exons. Gene Ontology annotation, cellular component: phagophore assembly site; cytoplasm. The coding region runs from base 12 to 2054 and encodes 680 amino acids. NCBI's taxonomy places the organism in Eukaryota, Metazoa, Arthropoda, Insecta, Hemiptera, Aphididae. The record is from RefSeq and is a predicted model, not a curated record. Gene Ontology annotation, molecular function: Atg8 activating enzyme activity; Atg12 activating enzyme activity. Gene Ontology annotation, biological process: autophagy of mitochondrion; piecemeal microautophagy of the nucleus; protein modification by small protein conjugation.
UAAUUUAUAAAAUGGAUAGUUUACCAGAAACAGUCGGUACUAUUAAUAAUGAAGAUUAUUCAAAAACAUCAAUAAAAGAUGAAACAUUAUUGCGAUUUGAACCGUUUUCAUCUUGUCUUGAUCCUAAUUUUUGGUUCAAAGUCUGUCAAUUAAAAUUAGAAGUUGAUAAGCUAGAUGAAAUCCAUAGACCAUUGACUGGAUAUUAUACUUCAAAUAAUAAUCCAUAUAUGUCAUUUGACUGUUCAUCUUUUAAUCAAGAAGUUAAUGAUGAAACAUCUUUUAAAUGUAUUGCUCGUGGCUACUGUUUAAAUAAAAAUACAAUAGACUCAUUUAAGACAUGUGAUAAAAAUGAGUUGUUAAAAAAAUUUGGUGAACGAUUAUUAAAUGAUUUCCAAUCCGGUAAAGCUAUUGAAGACCCAUCAUUAAUUCCAACUUUUGAUAUAUUAAUGUAUACUGAUUUGAAACGAUAUAUUUUUUACUUUUGGUUUGCGUUUCCAUCAUUUUCCGGGCCAAAGUAUUGUCUAAAUGAUGUACCUACUUCUCUUAAAAAUACAUUUUCUCCUACACAGUUUGAUUUAUUGGUUUUUGGAUUUAAAAAUCUUAAAAUUGACCAAAGAGGAUUUUUUGGAAUUGUAUCCACAAAAGAAGAAAACCUUACUGUUAUGACUCUAAAAGAGUAUAUAGAUUUACUCAAAAAUAAUACAGGAAAUGAUUCAGUAGGUUAUUUAGUGUUUGCCGAUCCAUCAGAUUUAUUGAAUAAUCCUGGAUGGCCACUACGAAAUCUUCUGUAUUUAAUUUUACUUCACUGCCCUUCCAUAAGAACUUCAGUGUUGAAAGUAAUAGCAUUACGAGGUUCUCCUUCUACUAAAUUUUCAGCAAGCAUGUUAUUUAAUAUAAAACUAUCUUCUGAAAUGAUUCUUAGGCAAGAUGCUAUUAAAUUUGUGGGUUGGGAAAAAAAUUCUAAAGGAAUGUUCUGUCCGAAAUAUGUAGAUCUAAGUAAAACCAUGGAUUCUACAAAACAAGCAAAAGCAUCUGUAGAUCUAAAUCUUAAGUUAAUGAAAUGGCGCAUUGCUCCUGACUUAAAUUUAGAUAUUGUUGCUCAAUCAAAAUGUCUAAUUAUUGGGGCUGGUACGCUUGGUUGUUGUGUGGCAAGAAAUUUAAUGGCAUGGGGUGUUCAUAACAUAACAUUUAUUGAUAGCGGGAAAGUAUCAUAUUCAAAUCCAGUUAGACAGUCAUUAUAUAGACAUUCUCAUUGCAUCAAUUCAAAUACUUACAAAGCGAUAGCUGCUGCUGAUGUAUUACGGGAAAUACAUCCAGAAAUUAAUAGUACUGGUGUGGUUAUGAGUAUUCCAAUGCCUGGCCAUGUGGCAAAUAUUGAUGAUCAUAAAAAUGUAGAUUUGUUAUCCAAAUUAAUAGAAGAUAAUGAUGUUAUAUUUUUGUUGACGGAUUCUCGAGAAAGUCGUUGGUUACCUACCAUGUUAUCUACAUUACAUAAUAAGCUUGCUAUAACUGCGGCAUUAGGAUUUGAAUCAUAUUUAGUACUCAGACAUGGAGUUGAAGUACAAAAUGUUUCUUCUGGUGAAAAAAAAUUAGGUUGUUAUUUUUGUAAUGAUGUCACAGCACCUGGAAAUUCACUCGUAGAUAAGACACUUGACCAGCAAUGCACAGUCACCAGACCAGGUGUUUCCAACAUAGCAGGAGCUUUGGCUGUUGAGUUAUUUGUAUCAUACAUUCAAUUGAAGCACAAUGUGUUGGCGAAUGCUAAAUGUUGUUUAGGGAUUGUGCCUCAUUCCAUUAGAGGAUUUAUAUCUGAUUUUCAACAAAUAACACCAUUUACUUCAAGUUUUUUUCAAUGCAUUGCAUGUUCACCAAUAGUCAUCAAUGACUUUUUAAAUAAAAAAGAGGAGUUUUUAAGUAAUGUAUUUACAAAUCCUAACUAUUUAGAAGAUUUAACUGGAUUAACAAGUCUUAAGAAUGAAUUUGAAAACAUUCAAAUUUUUGAAAUGAAUGAUUCAGAUGUUGAAGAUUCUGGAACUUAUAGCGAACAAGUGUGAUACUUUUUUUUUAAAAUUUUAAAAUUUAUUUUUUAUUUUUAUUAUUUAUUCA